Molecule: messenger RNA, 1568 nt
Organism: Haplochromis burtoni (Burton's mouthbrooder)
Lineage: Eukaryota; Metazoa; Chordata; Actinopteri; Cichliformes; Cichlidae
Product: cytochrome P450 2K4
Exons: 4
Coding region: 390-1049 (219 amino acids)
Biological process (GO): xenobiotic metabolic process
Cellular component (GO): intracellular membrane-bounded organelle; cytoplasm
Molecular function (GO): oxidoreductase activity, acting on paired donors, with incorporation or reduction of molecular oxygen, reduced flavin or flavoprotein as one donor, and incorporation of one atom of oxygen; iron ion binding; heme binding
Source: RefSeq, a predicted model, not a curated record
ACAGCAAUUAAGAUUGUGUGACUGAAUGACUGCAAAAUGCAUGACUGCAUUUAUUUUGUUAUUUUCAUUUUACUCAUAGUCCCAACUUAGCGCUUUCAUAAAAUGGUAGUUAUACAUUCAUCCCUGGUUGGAGACCUUGAGCAAACAUAUCAGGAAGGGCUGUGUUGUAACACACAAAACAAACUUGUUCCUGCAUCCUGCCUUUGUGAAUGUUUAUUACCUGAGGCUUCUAGUUCUUACUGUGUUGGUCCUUAAAUAAAAACACCUUCCUUUUUCUGUCAGGUAAAGCCUUUGACACUGCUGAGGCUGUGAAUGCUGCUGUUUCCAAUAUCAUCUGUUCGAUUGUUUAUGGUAAAAGAUUUGAAUAUGAUGACCCAGAGUUCAGAGUGAUGCUGAGUCGAGCUAUUAGGAAUACUCAACUCCUGGGCUCUGCUUCAGUGCAGUUGUAUAACUACUUUCCAAUGAUGUUCAGUUGGGUUAAAGCCCGCAAAGAGCUGAUAGAGAAUGCCUUUGCUAAUAGAAGACAGAUCGCAGCAUUGAUCAAAGGUUUAGAGGACACCCUUGAUCCACAGAUGUGCAGAAGUUUGGUGGAUUCAUUUCUCGCUCGGAAGAUUCAGCUUGAGGCAUCUGGAAAUAUAGAUAAAAAUAUAAGUUCUCACUAUCACGAAGACAACCUACUGAUUACUGUUGUCAACCUAUUUACUGCUGGCUCAGAAUCUACAUCUAUUACUAUAAGAUAUGGCUUAAUGCUCAUGGCCAAGUACCCUGAAAUACAAGACAAAGUCCAGGAGGAACUGGAUCAGGUAGUAGAAAAUCGCCAGGUCCGAGUGGGAGACAGAAAGAGCCUGCCGUUCACUGACGCUGUCAUCCAUGAAAUACAAAGAGUGAUUAAUACUACGCCUUUUAUUGUACGUUGCGUUUCACAAGAUGUCACCUUUCAGUCCUACUUCAUCAAGAAGGUAAAACAAAAGUCAAACAGUCCCAGUUCUGAACCAAUUAGUGACACUGUACACAUCUACAUUUUUAUUUUUUUUAAAAAUGACACGUGAGUGCAGAACAAACAGCAUCAAGAGUAACAUGAAACUAACACACUGGGCUCUAUAGGACCCUCACCAAGACGUACAGGCUACUAUGUAGGAUAAUGACUUUUGUUCAGACUUCACUGUAAAAUCGAAUUAGUUCCCAGAACUCAAAAGCAUUAAGGAAACUCGUUGCCUCAAAAAAAAUUGAGUAAAGCUUAGCUAAAAAUGACUAAAUUAGGACAACUUAUUUAUUUUGAGUACUCUGUACAAGCUCAUUUGUUCCCAGAACUCAAAAAAUUGGAUCAAGUUUACUUAAGAUGACUCAUUUUGAGUACACUGUACAGCCUUGUUAGUUCCCAGAACUCAAUAAAAUUAAGGAAACUCGUUGCCUCAAAAAAACUAAGUAAAGCUUACUUAAGAUGACUGUUAGGACAACUUAUACAUUGCAAGUCUGCAGUAUUAAGAAUAACUUGAUAUUUCUGACUGUACAAUACUAAUUGUUUACCUACUGACAAACAUUUCAAGUUCAACUAAAUGAAAAAACAA